Messenger RNA from Echinops telfairi (small Madagascar hedgehog), 5273 nucleotides. RefSeq names its product DEAH-box helicase 37 (gene DHX37). Bases 1 to 3333 code for a protein of 1110 amino acids. NCBI's taxonomy places the organism in Eukaryota, Metazoa, Chordata, Mammalia, Afrosoricida, Tenrecidae. Gene Ontology annotation, biological process: maturation of SSU-rRNA from tricistronic rRNA transcript (SSU-rRNA, 5.8S rRNA, LSU-rRNA). Gene Ontology annotation, molecular function: RNA binding; ATP hydrolysis activity; ATP binding. The transcript is spliced from 26 exons. The record is from RefSeq and is a predicted model, not a curated record. Gene Ontology annotation, cellular component: nucleolus; intracellular anatomical structure.
AUGGAGUACGAUCCGGCCACAAAGGGGGCUGAGGACCUGAGGCACGUCCUCCACAGACACAGAGGACAAACGCCGGACAAGGAGACGCUGAAAGGUGUUGAUGCAAGCAAUGCACUCGUGCUCCCGGGGAGGAAGAAGAAGAAGGCCAAAGCCCCGCCCCUGGCGAAGAAGAAGAAACCCCUGACCAAGAAAGAGAAGAAAACCCUGCAGAAAAUCCUAGAACAGAAGGAAAAAAAGAGUCAGCGAGCAGAGAUGCUGAGGAAGCUGAGUGAAGUGCAGGUGUCUGACGCCGAGGUGAAGCUCCUGUACACCACAUCUAAGCUGGGCACAGGAGCCCGCAUGUACUACACCAAAGAGGAGCCCGACGAGGGAGCCCCCCAGGGUCCAGGCAAGAUCAGCAGCCUUAGCGGGGCCGGCCGGAAGCGCCGCCAGCAGCUAUCAGAAGAAGAGGAUUCAGAGUCUUCCGAGGCGUCGGAGGAUGACAGAGACCUGGAGGCGGGGCAAAUGGAGGCUGGUGCAGGGACACCUGCACAACCCCCAGAGGCCGAGGCUGAGAAACCAGCGCCCAUCCACCAGUCCACGCCGUCUGGAACCCCUGCUGCUGCUCCUUCAGCGGUUGCAGCCGCAGACCCAGCCCCCAGCAGGCCCCCGGCGAAGCCUGCCGUCUUCGUCCCUGUGAACCGCUCCCCCGAGAUGCAGGAGGAGCGGCUGAAGCUCCCCAUUCUGGCGGAGGAGCAAGUGAUCAUGGAGGCCGUGGCCGAGAGCCCCAUCGUCAUUGUGUGCGGUGAGACCGGCAGUGGCAAGACCACGCAGGUCCCUCAGUUCCUCUACGAGGCCGGCUACAGCAGCGACGACAGCAUCAUCGGGGUCACGGAGCCUCGCCGAGUGGCCGCCAUGACCAUGUCCCAGCGAGUGGCCAAAGAGAUGAACUUAUCACAGCGGGUGGUCUCCUAUCAGAUCCGGUACGAAGGCAACGUGACUGAGGAGACCAGGAUCAAGUUCAUGACGGACGGCGUGCUGCUGAAAGAGAUCCAGAAGGACUUCCUGCUGCGGAAGUAUAAGGUGGUGAUCAUCGACGAGGCUCACGAGAGAAGUGUGUACACCGACAUUCUCAUCGGCCUUCUGUCCCGCAUUGUGACCCUCCGGGCAAAGGUCGACUCCAGGCAGUUCCCGGUCACCGUGCACUUUAACAAGCGGACGCCACUGGAGGACUACAGCGGGGAGUGCUUCCGGAAGGUCUGCAAGAUCCACCGGAUGCUGCCUCCAGGUGGCAUCCUGGUGUUCCUGACAGGGCAGGCAGAGGUGCAUGCCAUGUGCCGCCGGCUCCGGAAGACCUUCCCCUGCACCCGGCGUGGGCUGCAGCGAGAGAAGGAAGAUGAGGGAGACUCCGUGGAAGAAACCCGGAAGUUUAAGAAGUCUCGGGCGAGGGCCAAGAAGGCUCGGGCUGCGAUGCUGCCCCAGAUUCACCUGGAUGACUACUCGGUGUUGCCCGCGGGCGAGGGGGAUGAGGACCGGGAGGCCGAGAUGGAUGACGAGGAAGAAGCCCUGGGCUCUGACCUGGACCUGGAUCUGGGCGAACUGGACGAGGGGGCCGGCGAAGGUGAGCAGCCAGAUGCCUCCCUCCCGCUGCACGUGCUCCCGCUGUACUCUCUGCUGGCCCCCGAGAGGCAAGCACAGGUCUUCAGACCGCCCCCAGAGGGGACACGGCUGUGUGUCGUGGCCACCAAUGUGGCUGAGACCUCCCUCACCAUCCCCGGCAUCAAGUACGUGGUGGACUGCGGGAAGGUCAAGAAGCGUUACUAUGACCGAGUCACGGGCGUGUCCUCCUUCCGCGUCACCUGGGUGUCUCAGGCCUCCGCCGACCAGCGGGCAGGCCGAGCCGGGCGGACAGAGCCCGGCCAUUGCUACAGGCUGUACUCCUCCGCCGUCUUUGGCGACUUUGAGCGGUUCCCUCCUCCAGAAAUCACGCGGCGGCCCGUGGAGGACCUGAUCCUCCAGAUGAAGGCCCUCAACAUCGAGAAGGUCAUCAACUUCCCGUUCCCGACCCCGCCCUCCGUGGAGGCCCUCAUCGCCGCCGAGGAGCUGCUGAUUGCACUGGGGGCCCUGGAGGCGCCCCAGAAGUCAGAGAGGGUGCGGCAGCUGCAGAGGUCCCGGGUGAGCUGCCCCAUCUCCCCGCUGGGCAGGACCAUGGCCACGUUCCCCGUGGCACCUCGCUUCGCCAAGAUGCUGUCCCUGAGCCGCCAGCAUGGCUGUCUGCCCUACACCAUCACCAUCGUGGCCGCCAUGACCGUGCGCGAGCUCUUCGAAGAGCUGGACAGACCGGCUGCCAGUGAUGAAGAGCUAGCCACGUUGAAGACGAAGCGGGCCCGCGUGGCCCACGUGAAGAGGGCCUGGGCGGGGCGGGGCGCCUCCCUGCUGCUUGGAGACCUCAUGGUGCUUCUGGGUGCAGUGGGAGCCUGGGAGUUCGCUGGUGGCUCGGCCCAGUUCUGCGAAGCCAAUGGGCUCCGGUACAAGGCCAUGCUGGAGAUCCGGCGUCUGCGGGGCCAGCUGACCUCUGCAGUCAACGCCGUGUGCCCCGAGGCUGGCCUGUUCGUGGACCCCAAGAUGCAGCCGCCCUCUGAGACUCAGGUGACCUACCUGCGCCAGAUUGUCACGGCCGGCCUGGGCGACCACCUGGCCCGCAGGGUCCAGAGCGAGGAGCUGCUGGAGGACAAGUGGAGGAACGCCUAUAAGACUCCUCUCCUGGAAGACCCCGUCUUCAUCCACCCCGGAUCCGUCCUCUUCAGGGAGCUCCCCGAGUUUGUGGUCUACCAGGAGAUCGUGGAAACCACAAAGAUGUACAUGAAAGGUGUUUCGGCGGUGGAGGUGCAAUGGGUGCCCACGCUGCUGCCUCCCUACUGCCAGUUCGGCCCACCGGCUGAGGAGCCGCCCCCCACCUACUGCCCUGAGGCCGGGCGGGUGCUGUGUCACCGGGCCAGCGUGUUCUAUCGGGUCAGCUGGCCACUCCCUGAAGUCCAGGUGGACUUCCCCGAGGGCAUCGACCGGUACAAACACUUUGCCCGGUUUCUCCUGGAAGGACAGGUCUUCCACAAGCUGGCCUCGUACCAGAGCUGUCUGCUGUCCAGCCCUAGCACGAUGCUGAAGACGUGGGCCAGGCUGCAGCCCCGCACAGAGAGCCUCCUGAAAGCUCUGGUCUCCGAGAAAGCAGACUGCCGAGAUGCCCUGCUGGCCGCUUGGAAGAAAAACCCCCGCUACCUGCUGGCGGAAUACUGCGAGUGGCUCCCACAGGCCAUGCACCCCGACAUAGAGAAAGCCUGGCCCCCCCACCUCUGACCCCUGACCUCAGACUGAGGACCGAUCUGGACACCAGUGUCCGCCGUGACUGUCACCCAGCCCUCCAGCCUGCUUCCAGAGGUAGGUCAGGAGCCCCGGAGACUCGCGUUCAUCGCAGGCCGCCCUGGGCUGAGCGUCCUGUCCUGUCCUGGUGGCAGCCUUGUUGGAGCUGCUGUUUAAGAGACGGCUGGUGUCCGCUCACGGGCUCGUUCUCGGACCACACAUGUCACACAGCUCGGAGUGGCAGCCUGGAGGGGCUGACGCCCAUCCUCUGUGCAGAGGAGGCGCUCAGAGCAUCUCCUUGGAGGGGGAGUCACUGUCCCCACAGUGGGGGUGGGGAUUGCCCCAGGGCCUGGCACUGGCCUCAGGCACGUGGACAGCUCUGUGAUGACUUUUCCCGUGCCUCUGCCAUUGGCCCAUGGAGGUCAGGCCGUGGGCUGGCACCUCGCCCGACAGCUGCCCUGUUGGCCGGCCUGCCUUCCCUGGGGGCAGAGUGGGUCCCCAGUGGAGGAGGAGGGAUAAGAGGGGAGGUCCCUGAUGAGGACUGGGCUGUCCCACCCAGAGCACAGCGCCUGCCGAGGGUGAUCCCGGCACGCUCUGGGGUUCCUGGUGGACAGGGUGGUUCCAGCAGCUCUCGGGGAGCCCUGGUGAAGAAAGGCGUGAAAUGCCCCCUUCCUUCCACUUGGACCGUAUCCUCGCAGACUCGGGGCAAGAAUGACCCAUGUGGGCACACGCCCAUUUCCCGGACCUCAGCUAGUCUGUCUGCUCCCCUCGCCUCUCCUCUCCCACUGCCACUGCCACUCCCACUGGACUUUCUCUCUGGCCCCCCGACAGCCAGUGCUCCUCCAGCCCAGCCCCCCACCCCACCCUCAAGCCCCCUCCCUUACGCCACACCCUUCUCCCUUCCAAGGCCGGGCUAAGGCCCACGGCAGCCUGCUGGCCCAUCCUGCUGGACCCACACAGUGAUUAAGGAAAGCUUUCAUUGUUCCUUGCUAACAUGUUGUUACUGUAUAACUGUAAUUUUGCUACUGUUAUGAAUCAUCAUGUAAAUAUCUGAUAUUCAGGAUGUAUUUUCAUUAUUACAAAUUGAACAUUAUUAAUAAUUCUUGAAGUGUCUUUUACCUCCACUACUGCUGUUUUCUACACAGUGGCUGCUCUCUACACGUGACUGUUCUGCAUAAGCACAUUAUGGCACCAACCCUGUCACACACUUGUAUUGGUACAGGGUGUAUGUGAUGGGGUUGGCACAAGGAUGUCAUUAUGUGGGCAAGACCCUCCUGGAGACAGAGGAGGAGCAAUGUCUCGGUUUCUAAGACCAUCAGAAAUACAUGUUUUCCGAUGGUCUUAGGCGACCCCCAGUCCCCAAAGGGGUCACGACCCACAGGUUGAGAGCCACUGUGCUACGUGGAAGACAUUGUCUCAAGCACCGUCAGUUUUCUCAGGUACCCCAGCAGCCUUCUGACUGACUUCCUGCCCUUCCUUUCCCAUUCACUCAGCCGCCAGCCCAAACCAAAACCAACCCCACUGCCGUCCAGUAGACUCCAGUUCACAGGGAACUUGCAAAUCAGGGUUGAGUUGCCGAAGCAGUAAGCAUUGACAUCCCACCUUUCAGAGUGGCUGGUGGGUUUGAACCUUGGACCUUCUGAUAAGCAGCCCAAUUGCCUCGCUGGCCAGAGCAAAAGAAAAAAGUGGAUCAGGGGACAUGUUUUAAAACUUCUUGUGUUUUUUCAUUGGGAUGUAGUAAAUGUGCGGUACGAUUCAUCAAUGGCUUUAAGCGUCCAGAGUGGCACAAACCUCAAAGACACGAUGUCAUUCCCCAAGAGAAAACCCACCGUCCCUUAGUAGUCACCCCCCAUGCCCUCCGCCCCAGCCCCAGGAAACUAGAGACGUUCUCUCUGGAUUUGCCUGCUGUGGAUAUUUCAAAUAAAGAGUUAAUAUAA